Messenger RNA from Exophiala oligosperma, 1263 nucleotides. RefSeq lists its product as uncharacterized. Bases 1 to 1263 code for a protein of 420 amino acids. The transcript is spliced from 2 exons. NCBI's taxonomy places the organism in Eukaryota, Fungi, Ascomycota, Eurotiomycetes, Chaetothyriales, Herpotrichiellaceae. Gene Ontology annotation, cellular component: nucleus. The record is from RefSeq and is a predicted model, not a curated record.
AUGGUCAGCGCUUGGAUGGCUUCCGGGGUAGCUGCUCGAGUAAUCAUAUGCUCAAAUCUAGCAAUAUUGGAGGCCGGAAGACCGUCGGCACGAAAAUCAGAAUUUUCAAGGUGUUGUUGGAGUUUACUGGUUCUUGAUCGGAUUCAUGGCAGCAGUCUCAGAACCAUACCUGCUAUCUCUGACGAGGGAAUACUGCCCGAAAUGCCAACAGCUACCGCGUGCGCAUUGGAACAUGUUCGCGUGGCAGAAUCCACACGCCCCAACGAAGAGAAAGAUGAAGGCAUCAGAUCUUACUCUCUACAACUGUUGAUCACCUGGGGACGUUUGAUGCAAUACCUCAAGAGCGUCAAACAAGGUAAUCGCGAAUACGGAUGGGAAGCCAAUUCCGGUUACGCUCAGAUAAGGGCUCGAAUGUCCGAAUUCGAGACAAUCUUUCCCGAGGCGCAUCGCUUCACGAAUACAAAGUUCUAUGAAAAGACGAGCGCCGAACUGAACAACGACAGAGCAUACUGGGCACCUUGGAUCUUCACACAGUGUAUCUAUCAUACCAUCCACUGCACUUUGAACCACCCAUUCCUCCACGUUGCUCGCAUCCAUGGCGAGCAAAAACUGCGAUCUCCAUCUUUCUUACAGCACGCGAUCGACCAAACCAUUCUUCACUCUAACUGGGUCAUUCAACUGCUCACUCUCUGUGAAGAGAGAGACUUCAAGAUCUAUGAUCCAUUUGUCGCCCACUUGGCCGCUAUGAUAGCAACAGCUCAAUUCUUUUUGAGGUUCUCCAAAGAUGAAGCUCUUGGUUCAAGGGCUACCAGAGCCUUUGAGAGGUUACAAGACUUUGUGGCUAAAUCAGCAAGUGACUAUCCACACCUUCUGCAUACAAAAGCUAAACUAUCCAAACUCGCACAAUUGGCCGCCCCGUACAACGAUGCUACACGAUCAGUACAACCGCCGAAAGUUGAGACGGCCUUACUCUGGGAUUUGCUUGACUAUGCUGUAUCUUCGUCACCGACCACGAGCAGCGGCGGAGGACCGGUGGAUGAUGUCGAGUUGAGCGUGAACACGCAAUUUCUCUUGCCAAUGGACCAAACCACGACUCACUCGGCACUGGGAAUCAUUCCGAUAUCGAACAAUAGCCCGGAGUCCUUUCCUUCUAACUUCUGGGAAGACCCGGCAUUGGCUUUCGAUAUGGCAGACUUCUCAAACUUGCCUGACAUGUCAGCCUUUGCAAUGCCCAAGGACGCCUGGGUCAACGGGCUCCUGUGA